Molecule: messenger RNA, 939 nt
Organism: Cajanus cajan (pigeon pea)
Lineage: Eukaryota; Viridiplantae; Streptophyta; Magnoliopsida; Fabales; Fabaceae
Product: universal stress protein A-like protein
Molecular function (GO): AMP binding
Source: RefSeq, a predicted model, not a curated record
UCAUUGCAUAAUAUAAGCGCGACGUCAAAGUAAAAGUCGAAGGAAAGUGCAGCGAGUUGAAGUGAAUUGACUCAGCGAUGGGGGACUCGGUGACUCGGAUAAUGGUGGCAGUGAACGAGUCGAGCAUGAAGGGCUACCCGCACCCUUCCAUCAGCAGCAAAGGGGCUUUCGAAUGGACCAUCCAGAAGAUCAUUCGCAACAACGUUUCAGCUUUCAACCUUCUCUUUCUUCACGUUCAAGUCCCAGAUGAAGAUGGUUUUGAUGACAUGGAUAGUAUCUACGCGUCGCCGGAAGAUUUUAAGAAUUUGAAUCAGAGAGAUAGGAUUAGAGGGAUUCAUCUGCUGGAAUACUUUGUCAAUAGGUGUCAUGAAAUUGGGGUGGUCUGUCAAGCAUGGAUUAUGCAGGGUGAUCCUAAAGAAGUAAUCUGUCAUGAAGUGCAACGAUUAAGGCCAGAUUUUCUGGUUGUGGGUAGCCGAGGUCUUGGACCAUUUCAAAAGGUCUUCGUUGGAACUGUGAGUGAAUUUUGUUGGAAGCAUGCUGAAUGCCCUGUCAUUACUAUCAAACGCAAACCUGAUGAAACUCCCCAGGACCCUGUUGAUGACUGAUAUUUUGUUACACACCAGACAUUGAAGAUACAUUACCUAUGCUUAUCUACUUAAAAGAAAAAGAAUUGAAUUUCGAUGUGGGAACACGAGCAUGAAAUCCAACUUUUGGUGGGUUGUUUUGUCCAUGUUCCUUUUACCCGCGGAGCUUGUAAUUUUACGAUGUGUUGAUUUCUUCUAGUGUAUAAAGCAAUCUACCUAUGUUAAUGUUAUUUGUAAUUGUGAGUUGGAGGUGUAGUAUUGCUAUUCAAGGUGAUGCAUUAUUUUGCCAGGCCAUAAUCUAUUGUUCUUCAUUGGAUGGUGUAAAUUGCUCUUUGCGUGUUGUCUACUUGAUAGA